Molecule: messenger RNA, 19388 nt
Organism: Loxodonta africana (African savanna elephant)
Lineage: Eukaryota; Metazoa; Chordata; Mammalia; Proboscidea; Elephantidae
Gene: DET1
Product: DET1 partner of COP1 E3 ubiquitin ligase
Exons: 6
Coding region: 2603-4255 (550 amino acids)
Biological process (GO): positive regulation of proteasomal ubiquitin-dependent protein catabolic process; protein ubiquitination
Cellular component (GO): nucleus; cullin-RING ubiquitin ligase complex
Molecular function (GO): ubiquitin-like ligase-substrate adaptor activity; ubiquitin protein ligase binding
Source: RefSeq, a predicted model, not a curated record
CGCCCCCUCCCUCUGGACGCGGAUCCCCCAUGGCCCCCGCCCACCCUCAAAAGUUUCUUCCCAUUGAGGCCCCGCCCCAAGCUUUUCUUUCCGGGUGCGCCCCCGUGGGCUUUAUGCCCGGCCCCUUGGCAUUCAUUUCCUGUUUUAGAAGCAGUCACCGGGAGUUGAGGGGUACAGCUGCCCCCAUAGGGAAACAGACCCAGCAUGGGGAGAGGACUUGCAUAGUGCCACAACGUGACUUAGUGGCCCGACUCAGCCAGGCUUCACAGAUAACGUACUGAACGCCGAUUAUGUGCUUGUCCACUGGUAAACCCUUUUGUCUUCGAGCCUAUUCCGAUUCAAAGCGACCCUAUAUGACAGAGUAGAAUUGCCCCAUACGGUUUCCAGAGAGCGGCUGGCUGGUGCAUUCCAGCUGCCGACCUUUUGGUUAGCAGUCGAAGGCUUAACCAUUGCGCCAUCAGGGCUCCUGUCCAGUACUAGGCUCUGAGAAUAUCUUAGUAAUCAAAGCCGACAUGGUUGCUGCCUGCCUGGAGAGUAUAGUUUAGUGGGGGAGUCAGACAUUAAACACAUGUCAUACAAGCAGAAAUAUAAAUAAACUUGGCAAUUAUUAUGGAGGAGACAAAAAAUAAUAAAACAUCUAAAACAGGAUGGUCAGAGAAGAUUUCCUGAAGGAGGUGACACUUAAACUGUAACUUGAGAGAUUAUGGCAAAAGACAGAAGCACAUUCCAGAUAGAGGGAGUAGACCUUGGGGGUGUCUGAGUUGGCAAAGAACUUGGCAUGAGUCAUGCCCAAAAUUCAGGAAGGGAGGCUUACUACGGGUCAAGCACUGUGAUGGGGAUGUGGAAUAUGUUUGUACUGGCCCACGGGGAGCUCACUGUCUAGUAAAAGGGCAAGACAUAAGUAAAAUACAGAGACAAAGUUGGAACUGUGAUAAGUGGUAUGAAAGAGAGAUGUGGCUAGUAUAUUUGGAUUUAUGUAAUUGGGAGGUCAGGAAGACUUCCCUGAGGACGUGGUAAAUGAGCUGAUGCCUGAAAUUAGAGUUACCUCAGUAAAGUGAGGAGAGCUGUCCAGACUGAGUUUAACAGCAAGUGCCAAGGAUCUGAGACAAAAGGUAGGAUACCUGUUGAAGAAAAGCUUAGAGUAGAGAUCAGUGGGGAAAGAUGAGGCUGGAGUGACAGGUAGAGGCGAGAUCUUUGAGCACCUGGUUUGCCAUGUUAGAAAUACUGAUCCUUAUUAAGAGCAAUGAGAAGAUACCUGUUUUAAUCAUAAAGGAAAAGAUGAUCAGAAAUGGGUUGGAGGUGGACAAGAGUUGAUUGAAGAGACCAGGUAGGAAGCUGUUGCAGUAAUCUAGGCAUGAAAUUAUACAAUUUUCGAUCGGGUGCUUGCAGGUCGUGACAGAAAGAACUAGUGUAUUAUAAGGAAACUGUUUAGGAGGUAAAAUCUCCAGAGCCUAGUAACUGAUUAGGUAUGGGAUCUGAGGGAAAGAGAGUAUUAAGGAAGACUCUGAGGUUUCUAGUUCAUGUUACCAGAUGAGUGACCAUGCCGUUCACUGGAAUAGGGAAACUGGAAGACGGUCAACUUUGGGGGAAAAUAUCACAACCUACUCUUUUUUUUUUUUAAUAACUCCUUUGUCGAUUAGGGGGGACAUUCAUUAUAUACUUUUUCUGUGUUGCUUGAAUUUUUAUGAGUAUUUUUACAAUAUAUAUUUUUAAAAAAUACAGAUUGAAAAUAUUUUAGAACUUCAUCACAUUCCUAAAAACUAUAAUUGUAUCAUACAUAACGUAAUGAACGUGUAUCACUGAAAGUUCAGCUGAGAGAAGUGUUAGGAAGUUCAUUGAUGAUGUCCUGUGCAGCCUGGAGCUGUGGCUCAUGGACCUGGGCCCCUUCCCACUGCAUCCCACCCCAGUAUUGUUGUCUUUACCUCAACAAGAGAAAUCCUAACAGUAAUCGAAAAAUCGCAUUGAUUAAGGGUAAGGUUGCAGAUUAUUGUAAUUGCUUCAAUAAGUUGUACACAUCUGUAAAAAGUUGAAUUGGCAAAAGUUGUGUGACAGAUACAUUUACAGCUGUGUGAGAUAAAUUUACAACAAUGAAAAAAAAAAAAAAAAAGAAGAGUAGCUGCCAAGGCUGCUUAAGUACAACCAAACACCUCAUGGGAUUUGGUUCCUUGGGUUGGAGGUUUAGGGUCAUGGUUUCAUGGGACAUCUCAGUUAAUUGGCCAAAUAAUGUGUUUAGUGCUGUGUUCUACCUUGUAGUUCAUUGUGUAGUGCCUGGGGUCUUAGAAGCUUGCAGGCGGCCAUCCAAGGCACAACAGUUGGUCUCUAUUCACCUGGAGCAACAGAGGAAGACGGAGAAUCAGGAAUAGAAGGAUAUGGAAUAUGUGGCUAAUUGCCUCCGUGAACAACUGCCUAUUUGCAAUAAGACUAGAAGAACUGGCUGCCAAAACCAAACCAGUACUUUGCAUUUUCAAAAACUCCUGUGUCAGCAACUUGCUUAAGGUUUAUUUUAUGACCCGGGAUAUGGUCUGUCUUGGUGACUGUUCCACGUGCACUUGAAAAGAACGUGUACUCUGCUUUUGCUGGAUGGAGUGCUCUAGAUGUGAUAAUGGACCAUCAUGCUUCCACCAUCAAACCUCGAAGAAUCCAAAACCAAAAUGUCAUCCACCGCUUGGAACGCCGACGGAUCAGCUCAGGCAAAGCGGGUACCCACUGGCAUCAGGUCCGAGUGUUCCACCAGAAUGUCUUCCCCAACUUCACAGUCGUCAACGUUGAGAAGCCUCCUUGUUUCUUGCGUAAAUUCUCACCUGAUGGACGCUUCUUUAUUGCUUUUUCCUCGGACCAGACAUCUCUGGAAAUCUAUGAGUACCAGGGCUGCCAGGCAGCAGAGGACCUACUGCAGGGGUAUGAGGGGGAGAUCCUGUCCAACGGCAAUGACCAGCGGUCAGUCAAUAUCCGGGGCCGGCUCUUUGAACGCUUCUUCGUCCUGCUGCACAUUACCAACGUAGCAGCCAAUGGUGAGCAUCUGAACCGGGAGUGUAGCCUCUUCACUGAUGACUGCCGGUGUGUCAUUGUGGGCUCAGCGGCCUACCUCCCGGACGAGCCUCACCCUCCUUUCUAUGAGGUGUAUCGGAACAGUGAAUCAGUGACCCCCAACCCACGGUCCCCUCUAGAAGACUAUUCCCUCCAUAUCAUUGACCUUCACACUGGCCGCUUGUGUGACACUCGCACGUUCAAGUGUGACAAAGUGGUCCUGUCACACAACCAAGGGCUGUACUUGUACAAGAACAUCCUGGCCAUCUUGUCAGUGCAGCAGCAGACCAUCCAUGUCUUCCAAGUGACUCCUGAAGGCACUUUUAUUGACGUGCGAACCAUUGGUCGCUUCUGCUAUGAGGAUGACCUGCUUACUGUGUCAGCUGUUUUCCCUGAGGUUCAGCGGGACAGUCAGACAGGCAUGGCCAACCCCUUUAGGGAUCCUUUCAUCAAUUCCCUGAAACACCGGCUGCUGGUGUACUUGUGGCGCCGGGCAGAACAGGACGGUAGUGCAAUGGCCAAGAGGCGCUUCUUUCAGUAUUUUGACCAGCUGCGGCAGCUGCGUAUGUGGAAAAUGCAGCUUUUGGAUGAAAACCAUCUGUUUAUCAAGUACACUAGUGAGGACGUUGUAACACUGCGGGUCACAGAUCCAUCACAGGCAUCUUUCUUUGUCGUGUACAAUAUGGUGACAACAGAGGUGAUUGCUGUAUUUGAGAAUACAUCAGAUGAGCUUUUGGAACUCUUUGAGAACUUCUGUGACCUCUUCCGUAACGCUACCCUGCACAGUGAAGUCCAGUUCCCCUGCUCAGCUUCCAGUAACAAUUUUGCAAGGCAGAUCCAGCGUCGGUUCAAAGACACUAUUAUCAAUGCCAAGUAUGGAGGGCACACGGAGGCAGUGCGCCGGCUGCUGGGACAGCUCCCCAUCAGUGCCCAGUCCUACAGUGGGAGCCCCUACCUUGAUUUGUCUCUUUUCAGCUACGAUGACAAGUGGGUGUCAGUCAUGGAGCGGCCCAAGACUUGUGGAGAUCACCCUAUCAGGUUCUACGCCCGGGACUCUGGUCUGCUCAAGUUUGAGAUCCAGGCAGGCUUACUGGGCCGCCCCAUCAGCCACACAGUGCGACGCCUCGUUGCCUUCACUUUUCACCCAUUUGAGCCUUUCGCCAUUUCCGUGCAGAGGACUAAUGCUGAGUACGUCGUCAAUUUCCACAUGCGACACUGCUGCACGUAGGUGUCUCAUCAAAGCCAGGUUGUCUGGUGUUCUAAGACUUCGCCUCUCUCUUACCUCAGUCGACUCCAAAGCAAAAGCCUCUGGCUACCAGCCCGGUUCCUGUGGUUCCAGACUGGUAUAUCUCACGUGAGACCAUGCAGAAGAGAGGAGUUGGGGCUACAGGGGGAAGCGAAUCAGUGUAACGGAAUUUUUUUAUGGUGUACAAUCUGACAGCUGAUGGACCUCAGGUCCUCUUGCCUUUUCCCUGUGGGAAUGCCUAGCAUUAAUUAAAUUCAUUUUAAUUUUUAUUUUGCAUUUUAUUGCUGCGAGAAGAGAGCAUUACACCCUACCCCUCUUCCCGUCACUUCCUUGGCGGUGUGGUACACAGCCUGAAGCAGGUACAUCAUGUUUACUCCUGAGAUCUGUAUACAUUCUUUCCACAUAGCCAACAAGCAGGGCUGUCUUUGUAAGUAAAAAAUGAGUAAGUAAAUAAAGCCUUGCUAUUUUCUUACUUAAAUAUAGCCUGUUUGAUGACUACCUUAUGAUCUGAUCACAUCAAAUGCUUUCCAAAUACUUAGAUUCCAGGAAGGACAGACAGACAGUGAAGGGGCCAGGAGGCCAUGGAUACAGCAGCUGCUCCUGGGAGAACUAUAUGGUGUGUGCCAGCAUGCGAGACGGUUAUCUGCCAGGACUUUCCUUCCCUAGAGUGUUCUCCUGGAAAUAGUUACAGCUGGAGGAACUGGGCAUAAUUGCGCAUUCUCAUGUGGAAGCAUGCUCACAUCUGUGCCGUCUGUGCCGUGCAGGUGGAGGAGUGAGCAGCUCUUUUUGACCACAGCAGAAACAAACAUGGUGUAGCACGGACAAUAAUUUGGAUGGUGGGAGCUGGCAAGCACCGGGUGUCCCUAAACAGAUCGUGCUAUUGUUCCUGGGUGCCAGAGCCAUAACAGCUAUCCUGCAAACACCUGCCUUCCCCCAGCCCACGUCCUUCUGUCACAUUCUCCACUGGUCUCCAUAGGGCUCGUCAGACUGUUUAUAUUUCAUCUUUAUAAUGUCUACCGUGCAUACAGUAAACUUGUUUUUUGGCAUCUGAUUUGGAGGAAGCUUGGAAAUCUUGGGAUCAAUAGCAGGCUGUGAAAGGGGCCAUGGGUGGAAACAGCUGGAUCUUGAAUCCCCUCUGCCAUUCAGACUGACUUUCCUUGGGACCCUAAGAAAAGGGAUAUGAGAUACUGAGCCCCACCAAUAAUAGUUCUGCUCAUUUCCUUGUUCUGUCUGUCCUUCCUGGAAUCUAAGUAUUUGGAAAGCAUUCAACAUCUAAAUUAAUUCUCAUUCAGCAGCCAACACAUAGGAUUUGACCACGCUCUAUGAGUUAGGAUGAGGAGCAAAAUAAGUGAAGAGAGAAUUACAAGACAACACAGUAAAAGCUCUAUAAUGUAUAUCUGGGGAACAGUAUAGGGGGAUAAAGUGGGGGAGCAGAGAGGAAGGCUAUACUAGGGAAGUGACACUGGAACUGGAUAAAUGAGAACAUGUCAUGUGGACCAGAGUGGAGACAUUUCAAGGAGAAGCCCAACACAUGCAAAGGUGUGGGCACGUGAAGUAGACUGUCAAGGUUGUGGGAUGGCAGGUAAUCUAAUACGUGAGAACAGAGGCCACGUGGCGUCCAGGGGCAACGUGGAUGAAAGGUAAGCUGAGAGGAUAUUGUGAAGAGAGGUCUUGUGCAUGGUGCUAGAGUUUUCAGUGGGGGGGUGGGGGGCAAAUGUGAACUUCACAAAGAUAACUUCCAGCAUUUUGAAUGAUGGUUUGGAAGCAAUAGAGACUGAAGGCCAGAGAAGUCAACGGUGGUAAUCCAGAUGCAAACAGGAAAGCCCGAAUGACAUCAUUAGACAUCUGGAGGGAUGAAAUAGUGACCAUCCUCCUGGCUUCUUUGUAGGUCAUGAAGAAUACGGGGUCCCAAAGCUUGGUGAGUUUCUCUUCUGCUAACAUACUAAUCAAAGACUAUAGCCUUCAGUGUGGAUUGCACCUCGAUAUAAAAUAAUCCUAACAACUGGACCAGUAGGCGACAUCACGAUAAACAGAGAAAAUACUGAAGUUGUCAAGGGUUUCAUUUUACUUGGAUCCACAAUCAAUGCCCAUGGAAGUAAAAAUAAAAAAAAAAGUAGCAGUCAAGAAAUCAAAUGACGUAUUGCAUUGGACAAAUCUGCAAAAGACCUCUUUAAAGUGUUGAACAGUAAGGAUGUCACUUUGAGGACUAAGGUACUCCUGACCCAAGCCGUAGUAUUUUCAUUUGCCUUACAUGCAUGCAUAAAAGUUGAACAAUGAAUAAGGAAACCAAAGAAGAAUUGACACCUUUGAGUUAUGGUGUUGGCGAAGAAUAUUGAGUAUACCAUGGACUGCCAAAAGAAUGAAUCUGUCUUGGAAGAAGUACAGCCAGAAUCUUUACAAGUAAGGAUGGCAAGACUUUGUCUCAUGUACUUUGGACAUGUUGUCAGAAGGGACCAGUCCCUGGAGAAGGAAGGGCAUCAUGCUUGGUAAAGUACAGAGUCAAUGAAAAAGAGGAAGACCCUCAACGAGAUGGAUUGACACAGUGGCUGCGAUGAUAGGCUCAAUCAUAACAAUUAUGAGGGUGGCACAGGACCAGGCAGUGUUUUGUUCUGUUCUAAGUAGGGUCAAUAACAAGACAGACCCAACUCAAGGGCAUAUAACCAUGACAAUAUACUACUCAUUACCCCAGGAGAAAUUUUUCAGCCCCAUGUUUGUGGGACUGAACCAACCUUUUUAUAGAAGUACUUUACCUUGUUUCUUUUAAGUAAAUUGUUGGAUUGUACUUGUAGACUUGGUGUAAUGUAAAGAGUUUGAAGUUGCUCAGUCCUCAGUGUGAAUCUUGGCUAUUUCUGCUCAUGAACUCUGUGAUCCUGGGCAGAUUUUCUAGACUUUGAGACUUAGUUGGUAGUUCUCUUCCCUUAGUUACACACUCCUUUUGUCAUAGCUUAGAUCUUUUCUUCCCGUAUAAGUGCCCCCCCCACAAAGUCUCGAUUGCAUACACCCCACUCUGACCCCCACCUUGUAUACCUUCCAUGUACUCACUUUAGUACCCCCAUGACACAGAAGGCUUCAGUCCACUGGCCCAACCUGGAUUAGUUAGGGUAAGGUUAAACUACUACAACUGAAAGACCCCACAGUGCAGUGGCUCAAACUACGUAGAAGUUCUGUGUUUUCUUUCUCAGGUAAUAAAUAGCACAGAACCAGUGAGUGGCUCUGCCACACACAGCCAUUCAGGGACCUAAGGCCCUUCCAUCUUCGUCAUCACUGUGGCAUUCUGGGUUGAGCUGGCAAGAAGGUGAAAGAGUGUGGAGGAGGCUCAGUCUGAUCUCAAGGCCCCUAUCUGCUAGUGGUACACAUUGCUAACACAUUUCUACAGAAGAGAUUUUAAUCAUAUGGCCACAUAUAACAAACAAGAAAGGCUGGGAAAGGUAGUCUGGCUGGCCAGCUGUGUGCCAGGUACUCUUGUUGUCAGAAGAAGGGAGAAUGGAUGUUGGUGGGCAGUUAACUGUUGCUAGCACGCUAGCCCUUCCCGAGCUGUCACCAUAGGUCCUCUCCUCUUUGUUUAUUCAGCCUAGGUUGUAUGGCUGGCACUACGAUCACUCCCUGGGUUGUAUGGUCUAACACUAGGAUCACUCCCUGGGUUGUAUGGGCUGAUACUAAGAUCAUUCCCUUGCAAUUACUCUUUCAUGCUAAUUUAGAAAAACAACUCUGUCCGUGUCUGUGCCUGAACACCUGAAUAUUGCUACAGCAAAGCCAUGCCUGUUCUUAAAUUCAUGACCACAGACCUAAAAUAGCCACUCCUGACUGCUAAACAAUCCCAAUACACUUUCCUCAUAUCUUUACUUCCCUAAAGCAAAACGAACAAACAAAAGCCCAACCCAUUGCUGUUGAGUUGAUUCCAACUCAAAGUGACCUUUAGGACAGAGUAGAACUGCCCCAUAGAGUUUCCAAGGUUGUAAUCUUUAUGGACGCAGACUGCCACAUCUUUAUCCCAUGGUGCAGCUGGUAGGUUUGAAUCACUGACCUUUCAGUUAGCAGCUGAGCACUUAACCACUGCACCACCAGGGCUCCUUUUUUACUUUCCUACUCUCCCAAAUUACUAUUUCACACCUUCACCUCUUUCUUUAACCCCCUUCUCCCAUUUCUUAACUGAUGACCUUCUCACCUACUUCAUGGAAGAAAUGGAAACAACCAGGUGGGAACUUUCUUAUCUUCCUUUACCAUAUCGGAAACUCUGGUGGCGUUGCUGUUGUUUUUAGGUGCCAUCAAGUCAAUUCCAACUCAUAGUGAUCCUGUGCACAACAGAACAAAACACUGCCUGGUCCUGCACCAUCCUCACAAUCGUUGCUAUGCUUGAGCCCAUUGUUGCAGCCACUGUGUCAGUCCAUCCUGUUGAGGGUAUUCCUCUUUUUCACUGACCCUGUACUUUACCAAACAUGAUGCCCUUCUCUAGGAACUGAUCCUUCCUGAUAACAUGUCCAAAGUAUGUGAGACAUACAUAGUCUCGCCAUCCUUGCUUCUAAGGAGCAUUCUGGUUGUACUUCUUCCAAGACAGAUUUGGUAUAUUCAAUAUUCUUUGCCAACACAAUUCAAAAGCAUCAGUUCUCCUUCGGUCUUCCUUAUUUGUUGUCCAGGUUUCACAUGCAUAUGAGGCGACUGAAAAUAUCAGGCUUGGGUCAGGCACGCCUUAGUUCUCAAGGUGACAUCUUUGCUUUUCGAACGUUAAGGAGGUCUUUUGCAGCAGAUUUGUCCAGUGCAAUGCAUCUUUUGAUUUCUUGGCUGCUGCUUCCAUGGGUGUUGAUUGUGGAUCCAAGUAAAAUGAAACCCUUGACAACCUCCGUCUUUUCUCCAUUUAUCAUGAUGUUGCUUAUUGGUCCAGUUGUGAGGAUUUUUGUUUUCUUUAUGUUGAGGUGUAAUCCAUACCAAAGGCUAUGGUCUUUGAUCUUCAUUAGUAAGUGCUUCAAGUCCUCUUCACUUUCCGCAAGCAAGGUUGUGUCAUCUGCAUAACGCAGGCUGUUAAUGUGUCUUCCUCCAAUACUGAUGCCCAAUUCUUCCUCAUACAGUACAGCUUCUCGGAUUAUUUGCUCAGUAUACAGAUUGAAUAAGUAUGGUGAAAGGAUACAACCCUGACGCACACCUUUCCUGACUUUAAACCAUGCAGUAUCCCCUUGUUCUGUUCAAACGACUGACUCGAUCUAUGUACAGAUUCCUCAUGAGCACAAUUAGGUGUUCUGGAAUUCACAUUCAAUGCAGUUAUAUCUGUAAUUUGUUAUGAUCCACACAGUCAAAUGCCUUAGCAUAGUCAGUAAAACAUAGGUAAACACCUUUCUGGUAUUCCCUGCUUUCAGCCAGGAUCCAUUUGAUAUCAGCAAUGAUAUCCUUGGUUCCAAGUCCUGUUCUAAAUCCAGCUUGAAUUUCUGGCCAUUCCUUGUUGAUGUACUGCUGCAGCUGCUUUUGAAUGAUCUUCAGCAAAAUUUUCCUUGCAUGUGAUAUCAAUGGUAUUGUUUGAUAAUUUCCGCAUCCAGUUGGUUCACCUUUCUUGGGACUAGGCAUAAAUAUGGAUCUCUUCCUGUCAGUUGGCCAGGUAGCUGUCUUCCAAAUGUCUUGGCAUAGACCAGUGAGUACUUUCAGUGCUGCAUCCAUUUGUUGAAACAUCUCAAUUGGUAUUCCAUCAAUUCCCGGAGACUUUUUUUCACCAAUGCCUUCAGUGCAGCUUGGACUUCUUCCUUCAGUACCAUCAGUUCCUGAUCAUAUGCUACCUCCUGAAAUGGUGAAGGUUGACCAGUUAUUUUUGGUAUAGUGACUCUGUGUAUUCCUUCCAUCUUCUUUUGAUGCUUCUUGUGUCAUUUAAUAUUUUCCCCGUGGAAUCCUUCAGUGUUGCAACUUGAGGCUCGAAUUUUUUCUUCAGUUCUUUCAGCUUGAGAAAUGGUGAGCGUGUUCUUCCAUUUUGGUUUUCUACCUCUAGGUCUUUGCACAUGUCAUCAUAAUACUUUACUUUGUCUUCUCUAGCCGCCCUUUGAAAUCUUCUGUUCAGCUCUUUUACUUCAUCAUUUUUUCCUUUUGCUUUAGCUACCCGACAUUCAAGAGCAAGUUUCAGAGUCUUCUGACAUCCAUUUAGGUCUUUUCUUUCUCUCCUGUCUUUUUAAUGACCUUUUGCUUUCUUCAGGUAUGAUGUCUUUGAUGUCAUUUCACAAUUAGUCUGGUCUUGGGUCAUUAGUGUUCAUCGUGUCAAAUCUAUUCUUGAGAUGGUCUCUAAAUUCAGGUGGGAUAUACUCAAGGUUGUACUUUGGCUCUCAUGGACUUCUGAUUUUCUUCAGUUUCGACUUGAACUUGCAUAUGAGUAAUUGAUGGUCUGAUUCGCAGUCGACCCCUGGCCUUGUUCUGACUGAUAAUACUGAGCUUUUCUACCGUCUUGUUUCCACAGAUGUAGUUGAUUUGAUUCCUGUGUGUUCUAUCUGGCGAGGUCCACAUGUAUAGUUGUCAUUUAUUUGGUGAGAAAGGUAUUUGCAAUGAAGAAGUUGUUGGUCUUGUAAAAUUCAAUCAUGCGGUCUCUGGCAUCAUUUCUGUCACCAAGGCCAUGUUUUCCAACCACGAAUCCUCUUUCUUCUUUGUUUCUAACUUUCGCGUUCCAAUCACUGGUAAUUAUCAGUUCAUCCUGAUGGCAUAUUUGAUAAAUUUCAGACUGCAGAAGCUGGUAAAACUCUUGUUUCUUUGUCUUUGGCCUUAGUGGUUGGUGCGUAAAUUUGAAUAAUAGUUAUAUUAACUGGUCUUCCUUGUAGGCGUAUGGAUAGUAUCCUAUCACUGACAGCAUUAUACUGCAGGAUAGCUCUUGAAAUGUUCUUUUUGACGAUGAAUGCAACGCCAUUUCUCUUCAAGUUGUCAUUCCCGGCAUGGUAGACCAUAUGACUGUCUGAUUCAAAAUGACCAGUACCAGUCCAUUUCAGCUUACUAAUCCCUAGGAUAUCCAUCUUCAUGUGUUCCAUUUCGUUUUUGAUGAUUUCUAAUUUUCCUAGAUUUAUACUUCAUACAUUCCUGGUUCCAGUUAUUAAUGGCUGUUUGCAGCUGUUUCUUCUCAUUUUGAGUCAUGUCACAUCAGCAAGUGAAGGUCCCAAAAGCUUGACUCCAUCUACUUCAUUAAGGUUGACUCUACUUUGAGGAGACAGUUUUUCCCCAGUCGUAUUUUGAGUGCCUUCUUACCUGAGGGGCUCAUCUUUUCGCACUAUAUCGGACAGUGUUCCACAGCUAUUCAUAAGGUUUUCACUGGCCAGUUCUUCUCAGACGUAGACCACCAGGUCCUUCCUAGGCUGUCUUAGUCUGGAAGCUCAACUGAAACCUGUCCGCCAUGGGCGACCCUGCUGGUAUUUGAAUACUGGUGGCAUAGCUUCCAGCAUCACAGCAACACACAAGCCCCCACAGUACGACAUACUGACAGACACUUGGGGGUGGGGGUGUAGUGGCUGCUAACCAAAAGGUUGGCAGUUUGAAUCCACGAGGUGCUCCUUGGAAACCCUCUGGGGCAGUUCUACUCUGCCCUUAUAGGGUCGCUAUGAGUCGGAAUCGACUCAAUAGCAACGGGUUUGAUUUGGUUUGGUUUUACCAUAUGAGCUAUGUGACUUGUAUCUGUCCUUAUUCUCUGCCUUUCCUCGUGUUACAGUGAAUGAAAUAUUGCUGUUACCAUGAAAGGCUGGUCCCUCUACCUGUUCACUGAAUCCUUUCCCUUUUUGACUUCUCAAGGUCAUUGCUCCUGCAGUUAUUUUAUCUCUCCUGUGUCAUGUUUCUCUUGAUGAGAUCAUUCCCAUUAGCAUAUUGAUAUGCUCUAGGAUUUCCCAUCUUUAAAGUAUCCUGCUUCAAAUUCGUGUUCCCUGUUAGUCAUAGCCCAUUUCUCUGCCACCCUUCACAGCAAAACUUCUCAGAAGUGUUGUCUAAAGUAAAUGUUUUCAUUUCCCCACAUCCCAUGUUUCCUCAACCGACUCCAGAUAGGUUUCUGUCCCCCACAGUCCACUGGAACUAUAGCUGUCUGAGUCACCAGUGAUUUCAUGGUGCCAAUCAGCGGUCACCUCUUAGCCCUUUCUUACUCAAUCCCCCAGCAUUAGAUGUAGUUGAUUUCUCUUUAUAUGAAGAAAUACUUUCAUCUCUUCAUUUUGAAGACAUAACACGUUUCUUGCAUUCCUCCUGCCUUAUGGUUGCCAACCCCUUUACUAGUUUCUCCCUCUGCUCCACCUUUAGAUGUUGGAGUGCCCAGGACAUGGCCUUGGAGCCUCAUGUCUUUUUUUCUGUGUAUUCUUUUCUUGAUUUCAUUCGUUCCAGUGGUUUUAAAUUCUAGCUAUACGCUGAUGACUCCCAAAUUUAUAACUCUAGCGCUGACCUCUUAAGCUCCAUAUUCGUAUACCCAGCGACAUACAUGGCACCUCCACUUGGAUAUCUAAUAGGCAUUUUAAAACUAGCAUGUCCAAAACAACACUCUUGAUUUCCACCUCCACCUUCAACCUGUUCUUUCUCCAAGAUUUCUCAUAUGGCUUCAGUGCCAACCUAUUUACUUAAGCAGAAACCUUAGGAAUUAGUAUUGGUUUCCCUCCCCACACACCACACACCACCCUCUUUUAUGACUUCACUCCAGGGGUGUGUCCUGAGUAGUCUAAAUUAAUCAUAAUAGCCCCAUACUCUUUGCUAGUGAAUAGAACAGGAUCCUAGGUCAAAGACAGUCAACAUAAGGGGUUGGUUUAGAAAUGUCAUGUGAUCUAAUGCAGACCAAUGAACAAAGAAAAGUCUACUGGGGCUUCUGGAGAACAUUUUUCUUUUGAGAAUGCCAGUGAGGGAACAUGUAGCCACAUUUCCACUAUCCAACACCUUAUGAUUGUACUAGAAAAGAAUCAGCCUUUGGAUGAAGUUGCCUUGGAUGGCAGAAUGAAGGGGCUGAUGGGGUUGAUUGACUAGAUCACACAACCCUGAAACCCACCCUGCAUCUGGACUUUCAGUUCUGUGCGGCAAUAAGUUUCCUUACUGUUGAAGCCACUUUUAGUUGGGUUUUCUGUUUCUUGCAGUUGAAAGCAAAUUAAUAGAUUCAAAGAGAAAAGUAGGUCCCCUGUGAAAAGAUUCAUGAUAUUCCUGCUGGCUAGGUAUCCCCUUAGAUCCAGUUCCAGUUACCAUGAGGCCCAACUAUGGUAUGGUUCCUCUUCUUGGAUUUCUAUAAGACUCCAGGCUCUACAGUAUCCCCCAGCAGCCAUAGUUGAGCUGGCCUGGAUAUUUCUUGUAACUAAAAAGAUUUAGCUAAAAUGGAGUAUAUAAACUCAGCCCAUUCAGGACUUGGCUGGUGUUAUGGAUUGAAUUGUUUCCCUCCAAAGUAUGUGUUGUUGAUCCUAACCCUUUUACCGAGGUUAUAAUCCCAUUUGGGAACAAGUUUUCUUUGUUAAUGAGGCAGUAUGGGUGUAGGGUAUGUCUUAAAUCAAUCUCUUUGGAGAUAUAAACAAAGCAGAUUAAGCAGGGGAGCAGAGAUGGAGGUAGAUAGAUCCCAGGCCACAUGAAGAUCAUCAAGGAGCCAAAUGAACAGAAGCUGAAAAGAGACAAGGAUCUUCCACAGAGCUGACAGAGAAAGAGAGAACCUUGCCCCUACAGCUGGUGCCCUGAAUUUGGACUUAAAGCAUCCUAAACUGUGAGAAAAUAAAUUUGUUUCUUAGAGCUACCCACUCAUGGUAUCUCUGUUAUAGUAGCAUUAGAUAACUAAGACAGCCCAUAUUAAAUUCUCAACCCUCGUGUGUUAAGAUAUAUAUAUAUCCUUGUUCCUAAAGGAUUUACCACCACCUGUCCGUCAGUUUGCCCUACUGUGGGGCUUGUGUGUUGCUAUGCUGCUGGCAGUUACGUCACUGGUUCUUAUGGAUCGAAUUAUGUCCCCCACCAAAAUACGUGUUGUAAAUCCUAACCUCUGUGGUUAUAACCCAUUUGGGGAUGGGUUGUCUUUAUUAUAUUAAUGAGACAGGAUUAGCGUAGGGUGUAUUUUGAGUCAAUCUCUUUUAAGAUAAAAAAAAAAAAGAUAUAAAAGAGAUUAAAGGCAAGCUAGCAAGCAGAGAUGGGGGAAGAGAGAUGCCAAGCCACAUGAAGAUUGUCCAGGAGCAGAAGCUCAAAGAAACAAGGACAUUCCUCCAGAGCCAACAGAGAGAGAAAGCCUUCCCUUAGAGCCAGCACCUUGAAUUUGAACUUCUAGCCUCCUGAACUGUGAGAAAAUAAAUUUGUUUGUUAAAGCCACUCACGGUGGUAUUUCUGUUAUAGCAGCACUAGAAGCUAAGACACUGGUAUUUCAAAUACCAGCAGGUUCACCUGUGGUGGACAGGUUUCAUCAGGGCUGCCAGACAAAGAGAAACUAGGAAGAAAGGCCUGAUGAUCUAUUCUAAAAAUUACUCAAUGAAAAUGUUAUGAAUCACAACAGAAUAUUACGUGGUAUAGUGCUAGAUGGGUAUAGUGCUAGAAGACGAGCCCCCCAGGAGGAAGUUACUGAAAAUACACGGUGCCCACAACAGUGGAUUCGAACAUACCAACAGUCGCGAAGAUGGUGCAGGACUGGGCAACAUUUCGUUCUGUUAUACGUGGGGUCACUGUGAGUCAGAGCCAGCUCAGUAGCAACUAACAGUAAAGGAUUUGAGGUAGUUCUCAGUAAAUUCUAGCAUAUUCUCCACAAAAGUCCAGUGAAUCUUAAGAAUCUUUGGAGAAGCAAGUUUUUUGGAACUGAAAUGCUGAAGAAUAGCAGGGACUUCAGGGGACAGUCUUUCAGAUAAAAAUUCUUCCUUCUAUUUCUCUCCUUUGCCUACUCUGCAGGGAGCUGGCAGUGUGAAGCUACUCUGGACCUUUGAGAAAAAGGUCGCAUUUAAAUAUAGCAAACUCUUUUCAUUCGGAGCCCUUGCAGAGAAAGAAGGGCAAUGUGAAUGAGUGAAAAGCCUAAAUUAGAUAAUUUUUAAAAGAACGGUAGCUUCAUUAUUUUCAAGUACACAGAGUAACUCAACUAAGCCAUGAAGUGUUCCUUUGUAGAAGCCCUGAGGGACUUUUUCUUAAUGAAUAGAUUCUAAUUAUUGGUAAUCAGCAUAACAAUUGUCUGCAAUGUGUGCUUGGUAAGCAAUUGAGCAUAUUAAGUGAUUUCGAUGUUCCAGGGGGCAGUUUUGUUUUACAACAUUAAUCUGCUCAGUGCAUACUCUUUAUAGCUAUAACCUGCUGUGGUUUAAGAAAAAGAAUUCUGAAGGCUGUGUCCAUCGUGCAUGUGAUUAUCAGAGGCAGAAAUAACAUAGAAGGCAGAGUGAUGCGUGUAGGACUUGGAUUCUUUGCCCACAGAGCCUCAAUAGGAUUAGGGGAACAGCUCAAGGUGUUGUGAGAAACCUGGUUCAAAUCGCCUGCUAGCUGUGUAGCCCUGGGCAUGAUACUUAGAACUUCACUGAGUCUCAGUUUCUCCUCUGUAAAAUGGGUAUAACAUCUACUUUACAGGGUUGAUGUGAGCAUUAAAUGGGUGUUCGUAAAAGCAUCUGUCACGGUAAUUCCUCAGUAAAUGCUAGCUGCUUGCUUUUUCUGCAUCUCCUGGCUUGUGCCAAGGGCCCUUCUGCCUCUUCAGCACUGCAGAGACUGCUUCCAGCCCUGGUAGGAUCUCUUCAUUCCCUGCUGACCGAGCCCUUUCUCUUGACUCGGCUCAUGGCCACACACAGGAGGCCUGUGGCAUCUGAGGUGAUGCCAUUCUGCUGCCAAAGCCUCAGUCCCCAGCCUACACAUCCUGGGUCUGAGAAGACCAGAACAUCCCUAACCCUCUUUCUAGCCAAGCACAUUGGAUAAAGAGAGCUUUGUUUGCUGAGAGUGUAUUACUGUUGCGUUGUUGAUUGUUAACGUUUAUUAAGAGCUUACUGUGGUCAGCACCUCAUAUAGGAAGGUAUUUACCUCAUUUCUUCAACCCUGAGGUGCAUUUUUCGAAACUAGAAUGCCUCUUACUGCUGUCAGCCAGGCAGCAGGUGUGAUGUCCUGCUGCCAUCGCCCGUGCCUGUGCAAACUGGGUACGCUCGUCAACUGUUGUCACUCCUCUUGAGUGAUGUGCCUUGUUGGUACCAUAUGUGUUAAAUGUAGGUGCUGUUUAAAUGUCUUCAAAAAGAUUAUACUGCAAUUCCAUAUUAUAACAAAAGGUUAUUUUGUACUCAUAAAGGCAUAGAAACAGACCAGUAAGGUUAAUUUUGAUAUUAGUGAAGUGAAGAUUUGCCAGGGAGGAAUGAACACAAGGCCACGUUUUUUACAAAACAACAACUAUGUGCUUUUCAGAACUAAGAAAGAGUCCUACUAGUAGAUGAAGUUUUACUGAUAUGCUGAGAUUCUUGCAAAAAGGAUUGCCUGUCAAACACCAAAUAAGGCCACUGAAUGAAGGAGAAGUCACUACAUCCCUUGGAAUAAGUGCAAGAAGUUUUAAUGCAAUAAGAGGCCUGAUGUGACUAAUUCAUGCAAAGCACAGGACUCAUCAUUAAGGCAUCAAUUUGUGAGAAACUUCCUGCUGACUUUGAACAGAAGCUGAUUAACUUGCAGGGACAUGUGAUUCAAUGUAGGAAAAAAUGAAACUAGAGUUUAAGUCAAAUAAGAAAUGCAGAUGAAACAGGUAUUCUUCACCACGACUUUAAGUCGAAAAAAACCCUAAGGCACUCUUCAAGUAAGCAUAAUUCCAGGUAAUAAGAUAGCACUGUAGUAGCUUAAUUGUCUAGGCUCCUUUUUCUCAGUAACACAUCAUGGUAGCCAGCCUUCCGGGUGGCUCCCGUUGAUCCCUGCCUCUGGGUACUCAUGGUUUUGUGUGAUCCCCUCUUACCUUAGGUCAGGACUGGUCCAUAUGACCAACAGAACAUAGCAGAAGUUGAGGUUAUAACAGAUACUGUGGUUCUGCCUUUCUCUUUCUUUCACCACUCACUCUGGGAAAAACCAGCUGCUAUGUCAUGAAGACACAGCUGCUAGGUCACGAAGACAUAGUUGCAAGGUCAUGAAGACAUAGCAGCCAUCUGGAGAGGCCCACUUGGUAAGAAAUUGAGGCCUCCUGCCAACAGGCCUCCUGCACCAUCUUGAAAGUGGUUAUCCUGGCCCCAGUCAAGCCUUCAGAUGAGUGCAGCUCCAACUGAGAGUUUACCAGUAACCUCACUGGAAACCCUGAGCGAGAACCACCCAGCUAAGUCAUUCCCCGAUUUUUCACUCUCAGAAAUUGUGUGAGGUACUAAAUGUUUGUUGUUUUAAGCCACGAAGUUUUGGGGGUAAUCUGUUAUGUAGCAAAACAUAAUUAACACAUAUGUAAACAAUGGUGUAUUUUACCAUAUGGCAUUUUCUAACCGAGAAAUGCACUAUUAUUCCCAUUUUAUAGAUAAGGAAACUAACCUCAGAGGUUAAGCAAGUUGUCCAAAGUGACGAUACUAGUUACUGGCAGGUAAAACUUUCGUCCAGCCUGUGUCAGAAUUUACAUAAAUCCUGCAUUUAUUUAGGUCUGUGUUGGUGUUUUACUGCUUUCUAAAAACAUGAAGAGGGAAUGCUGAUAUUUCUGUGCCUGUAUGUCUGCUGCUUUCUUUGUAAGGGGAUGACCCAACAAAGAUAUUUUUUAUUAAAGGCUAAUGACACACCUCAAAUGCUUUUUCUUUUUUUCUCCUUCUGACUAGUGUGUUGAUUAGCUUAUUUGUUUAUCAGUGUAUCAAGAAUUUAUUGAAGACCUACUAAGUGCCAGAGCUAGGAAUUCAAGAACGUGUAAGUCAGAGCCCCAACCUUUGAGUUUCUAGUCUGGUAAUGUUUCCAAAUACCUGCCUCCCUAUCUUUGAAAGGAAGAGGUACCUUGCCCUUUUUCUGGCUCGUCUGUGCCAUCAUCAGUAAAGCUACCAGCUAGCUAGUCUGUGUGUGGAGUUAGGAAGAAAGAACUGAGCAUUUGAAUGCUCCUUUGUGGAAGCCACUGCUCCUUUCUAUACUCUUCCAUUAACUCUUUGAUGCUGAAGUUCCAUCUCCUGCAGGGAGCAUUUACAGUGUACCAGGAGCAGGCCUUGAGAGCGCUGUCUCUUAACGAGCAGAGGUGGGGGGCCUGGGCACCAUGGCGACUGCUGGACCAGCAGCUCCUCCUAACCCAGCUUAUUCUGCUUCCUGAGACCAAAGACCAUCCAAGCUCUUCUCAGUUUAGUAAUAAACUUUCCAGGAUUAGAAGAGACUCUUACAGUUUUAAUUAAUUGUUGGGAGAAAAAAAGAGAGGAAGGAGAAUAUAAUAAAGAAACGGGAACAAAGAGGUAAAAGAAUGGUAACUUCUCUUUGCCCUAGUCUUUAAACAUUUCUGUUGGGUUACCGAAAAAGAAAAAAACCAAACCCACUGCCAUCAAGUUGAUUCCAAUACAUAGGGCAGAGUAGAACUGCCCCAUAGAGUUUCCAAGUAGCGCUUGGCAGAUUCAAACUGCCGAUCCUUUCGUUAGCAGCCAUAGAUGGUACUUAGCCAUUAUACCACCAGGGUUUCCGUUAGGUGGUUUGAAAUCUCUCUUUAAAAAUAAAUUGCUCUAGAUCAUCUCCCCUUCAAGCCAAUUAUUUUUUAAAAUUUAAAUGACAUUCUAGUUAAAAAAAUUUUUAAAUAAAAUUUGUUAUCUGAAAAGUGAUUCUCAGUUGUAGAUUAGGGAGAAGAUUAUGGGCGUGUUAGGCUCUUGAGGAGAGUGUUUUUUAAAGAAAUAAGUUGGUGUUUUUUUACUGGGAAAAUGAAAAAAACAAACUUAAGUUUUCCUAUUACAAACUGCAAAGUGUUUGAAAAAAUUUGCCUGAUGGGGGGAUGCAGAUGGCACAGUGGGUUCAUAAUUGUGGUACACCCCCCCAAACUCUUGGGAGGUGAGAUGUUCCUGGUUACCAAAUGGAGGGAUGAGUUUUAGAAGGCUGAGAAAACACUGUGGGAGAAAAAGAUUGAGUUUCCUAAAAAGACAGGAUGGGAAUGCCUGGAGGACUUGCUAUGGGCCUACCGAUGAGGGUUCAGGUAGGGGCAGGCAGCCAUGCCAGGGUCAGGGAAAAAUGGGGGACACGAUGAGGACCUAUCAUUACUGAGGUGCCAUUGUCUUCUAGAUUUAUGUUUAUAAUUUUGCAGUGAGGAAGCCCUUCUAAGAAGGAAAAAAAAAAAAGGUAA